Messenger RNA from Diversispora eburnea, 1722 nucleotides. NCBI's taxonomy places the organism in Eukaryota, Fungi, Glomeromycota, Glomeromycetes, Diversisporales, Diversisporaceae. The record is from the annotation of a GenBank genome assembly.
AUGAAUAUUGAUCCUCAAAUUGGGACUAGUCGAUCAAAUUCUCUUCAAAUUCCAACGACAAGUGUAGAUGGUGAUGGAUCUUAUACUUCAUCAUAUAAUAAUAAUGAUGAAUUUGGAAAUUUAACCACAACAAUUUUUCAACCAAUUGUACCCGAAGAAUUAUCACCAAUAAUUGUUAAUCAACCAACUGCUACAAUGAUUACACCUUUUAGAUUAGGAAAAUCCAGAGAAGAAAUGUCACCAAAGGAAUUAAUUGAUUUUGUAAUAAGUCCUGUUCCACAAUGUCAAAAAGUUCUUUGUAAGAUUACUCGUAGUAAAGAAGGUUUUGGUAAAUUAUAUCCUCAAUAUGAACUUUAUAUUGAAGAAAUAGUGGAAGCUGGAGAAGAGGAGAAGAAAACAUUUCUUCUUUCAGCAAGAAAAAGAAAAAAUAGCAAAAGUUCAAAUUAUGUAAUUACUAUAGAUAAACUUGAGACAGGAAUAAUUCCUAAAAAUACUGUAGGAAAAGUAAGAUCAAACUUUUUGGGUACAGCUUUUGCUAUAUAUUCAAAUGGUAGAAAUCCUUUCAAAAAUGAACCAAAUUUAGACAAUAAAUCACCUAUAAGAGAAGAAUUAGGAGCUGUUGUUUAUGAUCCAAAUAUUCUUGGAUUUAAAGGACCACGAAAAAUGACAGUUUUAUUAACAGGAAUGACAAGGUCAGGUCAACGGCCAGACUUUCGUCCAAUCAAGGAAUCACAAACAUUGAUUGGAAAAUUUAGAAAUGGUGAUCAUCGAGAUAUAUUAGUUUUACAUAAUAAAUCACCACAAUGGAAUGAAGAAACACAAUCAUAUGUUCUUAAUUUUAAUGGUCGAGUAACUUUAGCAUCAGUAAAGAAUUUUCAAAUUGUGCAUGAUAAUGAUUUGGAUUAUAUUAUAAUGCAAUUUGGUAGAGUUGAAGAAGAUACUUUUACCAUGGAUUUCAUGUAUCCAAUGUGUCCUCUCCAAGCUUUUGCAAUUGCUUUAACAAGUUUUGAUGCAAAAUUAGCAUACAAUUCUACUAAUUCAUCAAAUAAAGAAAUUGCAGUGAUAACAGGUGGAACUCGAGGAAUUGGUUAUGCUAUAAGUCAAAAGUUUGCACAAAAUGGUAUAAGAUGUGUUAUACUUGGGCGAAAUAAAGAAACAAUAGAAAAUUCAAUAAAUAAUAUAAUGAUGAUAAAUGAUUUAGAACAUGUAGGAAUGGUUUGUGAUGUUAGAAAUUAUGAAGAAAUUGUAAAUAAUAUUUCAAAACUUGGAAAUAUUAAUUAUUUAAUCAAUGCAGCUGGAAUUUCAAGUGAUAACUUAGUUGUCAAAUUAAAAGAGCAAGAAAUUAAUAAUAUAAUUCAAACAAAUUUAUUUGGAACAAUUUUCAUGUGUAGUAAUAUUGUUAAAUAUAUGAUUAAACAAAAACAAGGUGGCUGUAUAAUUAAUAUUUCAAGUGUGAUUGGAAUUAAUGGUAAUGUGGGUCAAUCUGUAUACGCUGCAUCAAAAGCUGGAAUAAUAGGAUUUUCUAAAUCAUUAGCUAAAGAAUUAGGAUCCAGAAAUAUUAGAGUUAAUAUUAUUGCUCCAGGAUUUAUAGAAACUGAUAUGAUUUCAGCUUUACAUAGAUUUGGUAAACCAGAGGAUAUAGCUGAUGCAGCAUCAUACUUAGCUAAAGCUCAAUUCAUAACUGGACAAAUUAUCAUUGUUGAUGGUUGUCUAAAUAUUUAA